CGAAGCAGUCGCAUCUGCUCUUCGUGGCACCGAACUCUUGGAGCAAUCAUCUUUUGAAUCGUGUAUGGCCAAUGGUUAACGUUUGACGAGAUGAUUGUAUAGAUCCGUUUAGCGAGCUAGCGACAGGACAGCCGCGCGCGUCGUGGCGAAGGCUGCAGGAUGGAGCAGCAGACGAAGACGACGACACAGCAAGAGGGCAAAGGCCUCACCACCAUGCAGCGGUCGAUCGUGGACAAGCCGCCAUUCACGCUAGCGGAUCUCAGGAAGGCCAUCCCGCCGCACUGCUUCCAGCGCUCGCUCAUCAGGUCCUGCUCCUACCUCGCCCACGACCUCGCCAUCGCCGCGGGGCUCCUGUACCUAGCUCUGGCCGUCAUCCCCGCCCUCCCGGGCGUCCUCCUCCGCGCCGCCGCCUGGCCGCUCUACUGGGCGGCGCAGGGCAGCAUCAUGUUCGGCGUGUGGGUGAUCGCGCACGAGUGCGGGCACAGCAGCUUCUCCCGCUACGGCCUCCUCAACGACGCCCUCGGCCUGGUGCUGCACUCGUGCCUCCUCGCGCCCUACUUCUCGUGGAAGUACAGCCACCAGCGCCACCACGCCAACACCGCGUCCCUGGAGCGCGACGAGGUGUUCGUGCCCAAGCAGAGGCCCGAGAUGCCGUGGUACUCCCCGCUCGUGUACAAGCGCGACAACCCCGUCGCCCGCCUGGUUCUCCUCGCCGUGCAGCUCACCGUCGGCUGGCCCAUGUACCUGGCGUUCAACACCUGGGGCCGCCGCUACUCCCGCUUCGCGUGCCACUUCGACCCCUACAGCCCCAUCUACGGCGACCGGGAGCGCGCCCAGAUCGCCGUCUCCGACGCCGGCGUCCUGGCCGUGUCGUUCGCGCUGUACAGGCUCGCCGCGGCCCACGGGCUCUGGCCCGUGGUCAGCGUCUACGGCGUGCCGCUGCUGGUGACGAACGCCUGGCUCGUGGUGGUCACGUACCUGCACCACACGCACCGCGCGCUCCCGCACUACGACUCCAGCGAGUGGGACUGGAUGCGCGGGGCGCUCGCCACCGUCGACCGCGACUACGGCGUCCUCAACCGCGUGUUCCACCACAUCGCCGACACGCAUAUCGCCCACCAUCUCUUCCCGGCCAUUCCGCACUACCACGCCAUGGAGGCCACCAGGGCGAUCCGUCCUGUCCUCGGCGACUACUACCGCUCCGACAGCACGCCCAUCGCCGAGGCGCUCUGGCGCGAGGCUAAAGAGUGCAUCUACGUCCAGCGCGACGACCAGAAGGGCGUAUUUUGGUACAGGAACGUGUUCUAGCUGCAGAGCUGCUGGACGACGCAAACCCCGAGCGGAGCCAUAGGGGCACAGAAAUAAUAUUAUUUGUGGUCUUGUACAUUUUGUUAUAUAUUUACCUUGCACAUGUCACAAAUAAAAAACUGGCAUAUAUAUAUAACAAAAUGUAUACUAUACGUAUAUAU
Molecule: messenger RNA, 1469 nt
Organism: Zea mays
Lineage: Eukaryota; Viridiplantae; Streptophyta; Magnoliopsida; Poales; Poaceae
Product: Delta(12)-fatty-acid desaturase
Exons: 2
Coding region: 160-1308 (382 amino acids)
Biological process (GO): lipid metabolic process
Molecular function (GO): oxidoreductase activity, acting on paired donors, with oxidation of a pair of donors resulting in the reduction of molecular oxygen to two molecules of water
Source: RefSeq, marked validated